UUUCAUGCGCUCGGCAUCAGUCAACGUUCAGCGUUCAGAGCAGCAGUUUCUCCAGUGUACAACAACAAAAACCACAAGAUAACCAAUUAUGACUGGACGCGGUAAAGGAGGUAAAGGUCUUGGCAAAGGAGGCGCUAAACGUCAUCGUAAGGUUUUGCGUGACAACAUCCAAGGGAUAACCAAGCCUGCCAUUCGUCGGUUAGCUCGCCGCGGAGGAGUGAAACGUAUCUCCGGUUUGAUUUACGAAGAAACACGUGGUGUGUUGAAGGUGUUCCUGGAGAACGUAAUCCGCGACGCCGUCACGUACACCGAGCACGCCAAGAGGAAGACCGUCACCGCCAUGGACGUCGUCUACGCCCUGAAGCGACAAGGUCGUACUUUGUACGGUUUCGGCGGUUAAGAAGAUAAAUUACUACAUCGUCUACCAAUUUCUGCUACCUCCUAUUAUUCAUCUAAUAAAAAGGCCCUUAUCAGGGCCA
Acyrthosiphon pisum (pea aphid) is the source of this 479-nucleotide messenger RNA. Its product is annotated as histone H4. Bases 89 to 400 code for a protein of 103 amino acids. Gene Ontology annotation, molecular function: DNA binding; structural constituent of chromatin; protein heterodimerization activity. The transcript has a single exon. Gene Ontology annotation, cellular component: nucleosome. The record is from RefSeq and is a predicted model, not a curated record. NCBI's taxonomy places the organism in Eukaryota, Metazoa, Arthropoda, Insecta, Hemiptera, Aphididae.